AUGCCGUACAGACUAAUGCUGAGUUCUGUGCCAGCUGAAAGUGCUGUCCCAGGAGACUACAGCAAACGAGUUUAUCAAGGAGUGAGAGUGAAGCACACAGUCAAAGACCUACUGGCAGAAAAACGAUCCAGGCAGACAAGUAACUCAAGAUUUAAUGGCAGUGUCGGUUCCACUCAGUCUCCAUUUGGACCCGUGCCAGGCUCACCGGUGAUGUCAGGUUACUAUGGUGUCAGGAGAGCCUUCCUUUCUGACCCGGACUUUCACAACACCAAGCAGUUUGCCAACGACGCCUGCACGUCAAGCGCGGCCAAGCCCUUUGCCUGCGAGUCCUCAGCAGGACAGGGCCACGCAGCCCUGCUGGACCCCUACUUCCCGGAGCCCUACGGGGACCACCGCCCCACGGCCCUGACCCCCAACAGCGGCACCCUGUUCAGCGCCUCGCCCCUGCCGCCGCUCCUGCCGCCGCCCUUCCCCAGCGACCCCGCACACUUCGUGCUGAGGGACUCGUGGGAGCAGACGGUGCCCGAAGGCCUCAGCCAGCCAGACCCUGUGCCGGCCGAUGCCCUGCAGAGCUUGGCACCCAGCACCAGCUCCUUCUCCCAGCUGGAGUCGGGAGGUGCGGCCCAGCACAGGAGCGCCGGCUGGGGGGGCCCCCUCACCGGGGUUCAGUCCUACUCACUGCACGCGCUGGAGGAUCUGUACCACACGCAGGGGUACCCCACCCCGGCCCCCUACCCUUUCACCUCUUUCAUGACGAUGUCCAGUGACCCACCACCCAAGGUGGGGCCCUUCUCCCCAGACGAGGGGGCAGACACCUCUGCCCUCCAGGAUGCUUCUCCAUGGACCAAAGAUGAUGGGAGCCUGGCGUGGGGGGCAUACGAGUGCCGCAGAGCCUACUGA
This is a messenger RNA of Budorcas taxicolor (takin), 900 nucleotides long. It is a transcript of the gene POU2AF2, whose product is annotated as POU class 2 homeobox associating factor 2. The record is from RefSeq and is a predicted model, not a curated record. Gene Ontology annotation, molecular function: DNA binding; POU domain binding. The coding region runs from base 1 to 900 and encodes 299 amino acids. The transcript is spliced from 5 exons. Lineage: Eukaryota; Metazoa; Chordata; Mammalia; Artiodactyla; Bovidae.